CACCUCUCCCCCCUCUGAUGCGCACCAGAAUCCAGAUCCAGUGCAGGACAUACCCACUAUCACUUGCAGCGUUUGUUGAUUCUGCGACCACUUCAGUGACUAAACCAGAGUCCAAGACCAAAACCAGGGUGUCCAGAUGCGGGACGAGGAUUCCUCCCCCAUGGACAGCGCUGGGAACAGCGAGGAGGAGAGCGAGCGGCUGCUGCCGCGGAGAGGCGCGAGAAAGAGGCGGACGACCCGGAGGAGCGCGGGCGACGGAGGGGAGGAGGGUCGCGUGGAGAGCUCAAGCCCGGGCAAGAAGAAAGGCAGAAAGGUCUGCGACGACGGGGGCGGAAGCGCUGGAAGCGGCGGCAGCGAGGCCAGCAGCAGCCCCGCGCGCUCCUUCGACGACCUGCAGACGCAGCGCGUCAUGGCCAACAUCCGCGAGCGCCAACGGACACAGUCCCUCAACGAGGCGUUCACGUCCUUACGUAAGAUCAUCCCCACCCUUCCGUCGGACAAACUCAGCAAGAUCCAGACUCUGAAGCUGGCGGCGCGGUACAUCGACUUCCUGUGCCAGGUUCUGCAGAGCGACGAGCUGGACGCGCGAGGGGCCAGCUGCGGCUACGUGGCGCACGAGCGCCUGAGCUACGCCUUCUCAGUUUGGAGGAUGGGGGGCGCGUGGACAUUGUCUACUACGUCCCACUAGCUGC
Nematolebias whitei (Rio pearlfish) is the source of this 692-nucleotide messenger RNA. It is a transcript of the gene twist1a, whose product is annotated as twist family bHLH transcription factor 1a. Lineage: Eukaryota; Metazoa; Chordata; Actinopteri; Cyprinodontiformes; Rivulidae. Bases 137 to 688 code for a protein of 183 amino acids. The transcript has a single exon. Gene Ontology annotation, molecular function: RNA polymerase II transcription regulatory region sequence-specific DNA binding; protein dimerization activity; DNA-binding transcription factor activity, RNA polymerase II-specific. Gene Ontology annotation, biological process: developmental process; regulation of transcription by RNA polymerase II. The record is from RefSeq and is a predicted model, not a curated record.